CUCCAGAUCUCUCUCUUUUUUCAAUUUCGGCGAUUUCAUCGACAAUUGCGUCGAUUCGAUCGGAGAUCGGAGCAAUGGAGGUAGUAGCGAAGGACGUGCGAUCGGCGGCGGUGCGGAUCGUGGAUCAGCAGCGGACGGAUCUGGAAUCGGCGUGCGAGAAGGUGAGCGCGAUCGUCGCCGGCAACGCGGUGGUCGUCUUCACCAUCAGCGGCUGCUGUAUGUGCCACGUCGUCAAGCAGCUGCUCUUCGGCCUCGGCGUCGGUCCGACGGUCGUCGAGCUCGACCGCGAGGCCGCCGGCGGGCCGAUCCUCUCGCUGCUGCACCGCCUCGGCGGCGGAGGGAAGGCCGUGCCGGCGGUGUUCGUCGGCGGGAAGUUUCUCGGCGGGAUCGAGACGGUGAUGGCGUGCCACAUCAACGGAUCGCUCGUGCCGCUCCUCAAAAACGCCGGUGCUCUUUGGCUUUGAUUGAUUUGUGAUGCUUAAUUCAACUAACUUGUUUUAACUGGUGAAUUGGUGUUUGAUCAUAUAUAUAUGCAUGGAGGAUUUGUGUUAUGUUUAUGAGAUGGAUUGGUGACAUAUUUCAUGUACAUAUAAAUCAUGAUGCUAUUGAUUAGCCAUAUGUUGUCAUCCAUUGCCAAACUUUAUUAUCAAA
This is a messenger RNA of Salvia hispanica, 651 nucleotides long. The record is from RefSeq and is a predicted model, not a curated record. NCBI's taxonomy places the organism in Eukaryota, Viridiplantae, Streptophyta, Magnoliopsida, Lamiales, Lamiaceae.